Molecule: messenger RNA, 1357 nt
Organism: Paramecium octaurelia
Lineage: Eukaryota; Ciliophora; Oligohymenophorea; Peniculida; Parameciidae
Source: the annotation of a GenBank genome assembly
AUAAGUAAUAAUUAUAUGGACAUAAAGGAAUAAUAUGCCUAAUAUACGCAAAAAAAUUACACAGCCAACGUAUUUAAAGUAGGGGAUCACAAUUUCAUAUUGGACAAAAGGUACAAUCCGACAAAUCAACUGGGGAGUGGAGCCUAUGGAGUGGUGUUGUAGGCAGAUGAUUUGAAGGCACCUCCUGAAGGGCCUAAGAAAGUGGCAAUAAAGAAAAUUGAGAAGACGUUCCAGCAUCGCUUUUAUGCCAAACGUACAUUGAGAGAAUUGAAAAUAUUAAGGAAUCUUAAACAUGAAAAUGUAAUCUUAAAUAUAUCUCCUAGAUUGUUAAUUUAAUUACGAUAGCACUGCCAAAAUCCAGAGUAUCAAUGAAUGACAUGUAAUGUUGAUUAAAUAUUGUUAGCUAUUUGGUUACAGAGUUGUUGGAUACGGAUUUACGUAAAGUUUUGGAAAGGGAACAUGCUAAAUUAACUGAAGAUCAUUAUAAGUUGUUUCUAUAUCAAAUCUUGAGAGGAAUUAAAUACAUGCAUUCUGCCAACAUUUUACAUAGAGACUUAAAGCCUAGGAAUAUUCUCUUAAAUAAGGAAGAUUGCAUGUUAAAAGUCUGCGAUUUUGGUUUGAGUAGAGCAUUACUUAGUCAAGGACUCAAUGGUUAGAAUCCAAAUGUGAUGACUGAUUAUGUUGAAACUAGAUAUUACAGAGCACCUGAAUUGCUUUUGGGAUUGAAACAAUAUACAAAGGCUGUAGAUAUGUGGUCAGUUGGUUGUAUUUUUGCUGAAAUUGUACGUGGUAAAGCUUUGUGGAGAGGAGCAUCUGCAGAAUCUUAAUUAAAAUUAAUAUUUGAAACUAUGGGUACUCCCAAUAAACAAGAAAUCAAGAAUUAUAAAGAUCCCUUCUUUCAACAAAAGAUGUUGGAGGCUGUUGUUCAUUUAGGAUAAUUUUAAAAAGUUCCACUGGAUAAAAUCAUCAAAGGGAUUUCUCCUUAAGGAUACGAUUUAUUAGAAAGACUCUUGGAAAUUGAUUUUACUAAAAGAAUUACAGCUGAUGAAGCCUUGGCACAUCCAUAUUUCGAAGAUCUUCAUUCUCCUGAAGAUGAACCUUUUCGUCAACCAGUAAGUGACAAAGAAUUUGAAUUUGAAUUGUAUGAAUUAACAACAGAACAACUAAAAGGUAUUUAAUCUGACUAUCAGAAGAUAUGGUUUAUGAAGAAAUCCUCUUAUAUCAUUUCCAAGAUUUCAGAAAAGAAUACGAACGAAAAAUAGCUGAAAAUGAAAGUGUUAUUAAACAUAUCUUAACUGGAUAAAGUGCAAGAUUAAUAGAUCCAUUAGCGGAUGAUGAUUUUCCUGAUUUUUAAUGA